Phalaenopsis equestris is the source of this 744-nucleotide messenger RNA. Its product is annotated as probable linoleate 9S-lipoxygenase 5. The annotation marks the transcript as partial. Gene Ontology annotation, molecular function: oxidoreductase activity, acting on single donors with incorporation of molecular oxygen, incorporation of two atoms of oxygen; metal ion binding. The transcript is spliced from 3 exons. The record is from RefSeq and is a predicted model, not a curated record. Gene Ontology annotation, biological process: lipid oxidation. NCBI's taxonomy places the organism in Eukaryota, Viridiplantae, Streptophyta, Magnoliopsida, Asparagales, Orchidaceae.
CAGCUCUUUAUCCUCGAUCAUCACGACACCAUCAUGCCAUUUGUAAGACGAAUCAAUGCCACCGAUCGAAAGGUCUACGCCACCCGAACGCUGCUCUUCCUCAACAAUGACAGCACCCUGAAACCCCUCGCUAUUGAGCUUAGCCUCCCCCAUCCAGGUGGCGAUACUUUUGGCGCCAUAAGCACUGUAUACACGCCCAUGACUUCCGGUGUUGAAGGCUCAAUUUGGUCGCUUGCCAAAGCCUAUGUCAUCAUCAAUGACUCCUGCGUUCAUCAGCUUAUUAGCCACUGGCUGCGCACUCACGCAGUGAUGGAACCCUUCGUGAUCGCCACAAACCGCCACCUGAGCGCGAUGCACCCCAUCAGUAAGCUCCUUUUGCCACACUACCGCGACACCAUGAACAUAAACGCUCUCGCUCGACAAAGCCUCAUCAAUGCCGGCGGCCUACUCGAGUUCAUCAUUUUUCCUUCCAAGUACACUAUGGAAAUGUCCUCCUCUGUUUACAAAAGCUGGAAUUUUGUCGAGCAGGGCCUUCCAUCCGAUCUCCUCAAGCGAGGAAUGGUUGUUGCAGCGCCUCCAUUGUUGAAGUUCUGCGAUGGACGUCUCUGGUGGUUCUUGGACGGUGCCGUUGACAAAACCUUCUUUGUUUUUGAUGUUGAGAGCCAUCAACAUGGCACGACUCCAAGAAUUGUAGUUUUCUCCAUUCAGCGGUUGCGUAACAAGCACGAGACCAGGUUGAUCUGA